CGGCAGUGCAGGCGGCUGUGCCCCAGGCCAGUGAAAGGAGUCAAUUUAUCAGAAUUUUACAGAAGUAACUGCGUUCAAAGGGGAGUACGCAGGAGAGAAGAACAGAAGAAGGAAGGAAGGGGAAGCAGACAAACGAUGAAACCCUGCCAAAAAAUGGAAGAAAAAACAGAAAAUGAGAAUGAGCCAAAAUGUGAGGAAGAACCAGAAACUGAGGAAAAACCAGAGGAGGAGAAAGAACCCAAAGAAGAGGAAAAAGCAGAAGAAACUUUUAGAGAGAGGUUGAUUCAAUCGCUGGAGGAAUUUAAGGAAGAUAUACACAACAGCCAUUUAAGCAAUGACGAUAAGUUUAGAGAAGUCAAUGAAAUAGAUGAGAUAAGGCGCGUAAGAAACAAACUGAUCGUGAUGCGUUGGAAGGUUAAUCGAAACCAUCCUUAUCCCUAUUUAAUGUAGUUUGAUUUCCGUGUUAUUUGAUAUUAACAUUGCCAUAUAGCUUUCCUUUUUAUUACCAUUUUCCUGAUAUAUCUUUGUUCAUCUUUCUACUUUUAGCCUGUUAUUUUUAGUGCUUUUAGAGGUAUCUUUUGUUAUCUGCAUCUCACUGUUUAUUGUAUUUUGAACCAAUCUACAAGUCUUUAUGUUUUUAAAAUUUUUUCUUAGUACAUGUUUUCAGUGCAGAAUGACGAUAUUCCUUGUGGGGAGUUGGUGCUUGAACAUCACACAUCUCAAUUCUUUUUUCAUCCCCUUUCCUUCCCUCCUCCCUCCCUCCCUUCUGUCUUUUAAUAGGAGAACUUUACUCAUUUGUAAAAGAGAAAAGUUUCCUGAUAUGAUAAAAAAUGAGAAAAAGAUUACUAAGUCA
Chinchilla lanigera (long-tailed chinchilla) is the source of this 853-nucleotide messenger RNA. RefSeq names its product WW domain-binding protein 5-like. The coding region runs from base 136 to 450 and encodes 104 amino acids. Lineage: Eukaryota; Metazoa; Chordata; Mammalia; Rodentia; Chinchillidae. The transcript is spliced from 2 exons. The record is from RefSeq and is a predicted model, not a curated record.